Messenger RNA from Quercus robur (English oak), 1218 nucleotides. RefSeq lists its product as uncharacterized. The transcript is spliced from 4 exons. The record is from RefSeq and is a predicted model, not a curated record. The coding region runs from base 109 to 942 and encodes 277 amino acids. NCBI's taxonomy places the organism in Eukaryota, Viridiplantae, Streptophyta, Magnoliopsida, Fagales, Fagaceae.
AAUGGAUGCAUCAAGACCAUUCCAAUAAAGAGAUUCAAGACUCAAGAGACUCAAAAAUGGCAGUUUUCAAAAGACAACCUUAGCCGCAGUAGCAGUAACUAUUAAGCAAUGGGCACACAAACAACAUUCUGCGAUAUGCUUUCUUGCUCCUCCUCUUCUUUCUGCUUUGUGGUCUUAAAAACUUCAUCACCCAAAACUAAAACAACUCUCAGACCCUCCUCCUCAAAUUUUGCACUCCAAACCCCACCACCAUUACAGGUUAAGCACACCAACACCCAUUCUCUCAAACCCACAUACCCUUAUUUUCUCAGAAGAUUUUCUAGAACAAAAACUAGAGCCACCCUUGAUGAAAAAGACCAAAGUGCCACCCCUCUUCUUGAGCAGGAAGAACAACAACAACAACCCAGCAGAGAAGUUGAAGAGAGUGUAGAAUUGCUGAAAAAGGCUGCUAAGAGCAGAAGGGUUGCGGCAGAGGAGAUUUUGUCUGCUUUUUCUGUAAUUGAGAAGGCAAAGAUUGAUCCCUCAGGAUUUCUUGAUACGCUAGGUGGAUCAAAAUCCCCUGGUAGAACAUGGAUGCUUAUUUUUACUGCUGAGAAGGAAAAUAAGGGGGGUCGUUAUUUUCCUAUUACAGCGAUUCAGAGGUUCGAUGCUACUGCAAAGAGAAUUGAGAAUGGUGUAUAUCUCGGACCAAUUGGAUGCUUAACGUUUGAAGGCAGAAUUUCAUGGAAGAAGAGAAUACUGGCCUUCAUUUUUGAGUGUAUUCGGAUAAAAAUUGGACCUUGGAACCCUUUACAGAUAAGUCUUGGCCAAAAAGAAGACAGGGAGCCAAGCACCAAGGAUCCUUUCUUUAUCUGGUUUUAUGUUGAUGAGGAAAUAGCAGUUGCACGAGGCAAAAGUGGGGGGACUGCAUUUUGGUGCCGCUGUCGCCGUGUCACUAUUUGACUUUCAUUCAUAUACCUGCAGUAAUAUGUCCUUGUACAGUUGGUAAAUAUUACACUGUUUACAUUAGGAGCUUGAUACAGUUCAACACAUUAGGACUACAACUAUUUGAAGUGUUAUGUGUCUCCAAAUAAGUUUCUGUUGUCAUCAGCCAUCACCAUGAUUGUUAAUGUGGUAUACAAUGUAUGGUCGACAAUGGACCUUGUAUCCUGGAGCCCUACGAAAACCAUUGCUUUUAUGUCUUUUAAUAAUUUCUACCCAUCAUGAUGCCUUUCAGUA